This is a messenger RNA of Podarcis muralis (Common wall lizard), 2002 nucleotides long. It is a transcript of the gene EIF4A3, whose product is annotated as eukaryotic translation initiation factor 4A3. The record is from RefSeq and is a predicted model, not a curated record. Gene Ontology annotation, molecular function: ATP binding; nucleic acid binding; RNA helicase activity. NCBI's taxonomy places the organism in Eukaryota, Metazoa, Chordata, Lepidosauria, Squamata, Lacertidae.
GCGCAUGCGCAAAUCCCCGGCGGUCUCGCGCGGGGUGCGUGUCGCGUUAAGGCCUUCGCUCUUCCGGCGCGUCGUGCGGGCAUCUCCUCGGUCGAGGCCGGUUCGGUAGAAGAAGGUCUCCUGCGGCGGCGGCGUCGGUCGGGGUUCGGAAGGGCUAGAAGAAGAAGCCUCGAGCGGGUGACAGGCGGGCGGGAUGUCGGGGCCUACGGGAGGUUCGGCGGGCUCGGCCCGAAAGCGGCUGCUGAAGGAGGAGGACAUGACCAAAGUGGAGUUUGAGACCAGCGAGGAGGUGGACGUCACCCCCACCUUCGACACCAUGGGCCUCCGCGAGGACCUCCUGCGCGGCAUCUACGCCUACGGUUUUGAGAAGCCUUCAGCUAUCCAGCAGAGAGCUAUCAAACAGAUCAUUAAAGGAAGAGAUGUGAUUGCACAAUCACAGUCUGGAACAGGCAAAACAGCAACGUUUUCCAUCUCCGUUCUACAGUGUCUGGACAUCCAGGUUCGUGAAACGCAAGCAUUGAUAUUGGCACCUACCAGAGAAUUGGCAGUACAGAUUCAGAAGGGGCUUCUUGCUCUUGGUGACUACAUGAAUGUCCAGUGUCAUGCUUGUAUUGGUGGGACCAACGUUGGUGAAGACAUCAGGAAGCUGGAUUACGGACAGCAUGUUGUUGCUGGCACACCGGGGCGUGUAUUUGAUAUGAUCCGUCGCAGAAGUCUAAGAACUCGUGCCAUCAAAAUGUUGGUUUUGGAUGAAGCUGAUGAAAUGCUCAAUAAAGGUUUUAAAGAGCAAAUUUAUGAUGUGUACAGAUACCUUCCUCCAGCAACACAGGUGGUUCUGAUCAGUGCCACCUUGCCACAUGAGAUAUUGGAGAUGACCAACAAAUUCAUGACUGACCCCAUCCGCAUUCUGGUCAAGCGUGAUGAGUUGACGCUAGAAGGGAUCAAACAGUUCUUUGUGGCGGUGGAGAGGGAAGAAUGGAAGUUUGAUACAUUGUGUGACCUGUAUGACACACUCACCAUCACACAGGCUGUCAUCUUCUGUAACACCAAGAGAAAGGUUGACUGGCUGACUGAGAAGAUGAGAGAAGCAAACUUCACUGUUUCAUCCAUGCAUGGUGACAUGCCCCAGAAGGAAAGGGAGUCCAUCAUGAAAGAAUUCAGAUCUGGGGCAAGCCGAGUUCUUAUUUCUACAGAUGUUUGGGCUAGAGGUUUGGAUGUUCCUCAGGUGUCCCUGAUUAUUAACUAUGACUUGCCAAACAACAGAGAAUUGUAUAUACACAGGAUUGGUAGAUCAGGCCGCUACGGCCGGAAAGGUGUCGCCAUCAACUUUGUAAAGAAUGACGACAUCCGUAUUCUGCGAGACAUUGAGCAGUACUAUUCCACUCAGAUUGAUGAAAUGCCCAUGAAUGUUGCUGACCUUAUUUGAAGGAACAGGAUGGACUGAAGACUUUUAGCUGUGAUUUGUUACAGCACCGGCUGCUGUUCACGGCUUCUUAUCUUAAGACCAGGUUGUUGUAACUCUAAAAUAGCUAUAUGUACAUCUGAUUCAAUUAGGCCUGUACUUCUGAAUAUGGUUCUGAAAGAUCAGAGUUGGUGAAAAGCAUAUUGGAAGCAGCUACAAGUUUGUGGUGAUAUUUUUUUAAAAAAAACAUUGUCAUUGUGGGAAUACCCUAAAUGUAGAAAACUGUCUUUUUAAUUUUCUUGAUGGAAACUGUAAAAGUAGCAUCUCUGUAAAUAAGGUGUUCAUUGUCAUCCUGCCUGCUACUAUCUUUUUUUUCUGAUUAAAACAAUGAAGUUUUCAUAUAAAUUCCUUGUCAGCUGAAUGGCAACUGGUGCUUUAGAACAAGUUGUUCUGGUGUUAUGCCUCUCAAACAGGGUCAAAUGAUUUUUAAUUAGCAAAUGAAGAGGUCAGUUUAAAUGAAGUUUCUGAUGAUGCUAUUUUAUAUAUUUUCUAAUUAAAGGUGCAGUGCAAGGGAAUGCACUGUAGACAUUUUCAUGCUUU